CGAUGAGCUAGUGUACACGUUCACAGCAGGUAAGUGAAGGCAGCAGGCGCCUCUCGAGCACACGUUAUUACCCCAGUGCAUGGGCCACACUCCAUCAUAUAAACACACCGCUCUCCUCCCUUCACUCCUCUUCCAUCUUCGAUCACUCACGCUCAUUACAACUCCCGAUCUUUUCAUACUACACCUGAGUGCACGACACCCUCGAUCAUCUGCACCAGCUCACCUACAACCUGACCUCUAAGAUACCCAUAUCAAUCCACCUUGGUCGUUCCUCUCAGUGAACGACAUCAACAAACAUCAUGAAGUCUCUUGCUACUCUCGCCACUCUUCUGGCUGCCACUGCAGUCGCUGCGCCCGCCCACGACGUCAAGCCACGCGACCUCUACAACGACAAUGCGCCUCACGUCGACGACCCCAAUUUCGUUAGCGCCGUGAUGCGGGCUCACUGGUACUGGCGACGCCUCCACUGCGCUCAAGACCUAGUCUGGGGCCAGGACCUAGCCGAUGCUGCUCGCCGUGACAUUGCAGAGUGCACGUAUAUGCCCGAGCACAUGCGCUCCGGCAGCAACCUGUCAUCGCAGAAGCCGGCCCCUUCCAACUACGACGAGUGGAUCGAGUUCGCCCGUACCGCUGUCCAUGGAUGGCACGAGGAGGAGACCAAGUAUCCGUACGACCACCCGCACUAUGCUGACACUUGGGGUCACUUCACGCAGAUGGUGUGGCGCAACACAUCCCGCGUCGGCUGCGCUGUUGGCUUCUGUAACCCUGGUCAGGUCGACUGGCCUGGUCGUCUCUACUGCUACUAUGACUUUGUCGGCAAUAAUAUUGCGGCCGGCCAGUUCGAGGCGCAGGUCUGGGGCCCAGUCUGCGGCGACCCUUCACUCGGUGAAGCCACCAAGCGCGCAGAGGUCAGCUAUGACUGGACUCGCAAGUAAGCGUCGAUGAGAUGUUCCAAAAACUGGUACAUACAAAGGAAAGCAGCACGUCAGUGAUUAGGCUCCCUCUUCACGACGUCUCUGUAACGGCAUGAUAGCCCGGGUUGGUGAUGACGUUCACGGUACAUACUCCUUACAUCCUUCUCUCGUUCAUACUUGGUGGCGUUUGCUAGUGUAUCUCUGACCAUCUGGUUGGUCAUCUUGGUCGCGUCAUCUGCAUUAUCUGCGUUGGCAACAAUGACGACUAUGAUGCAAUCCAAACCAUGUCAGACAUGCACGGGGUAGCUUAGCAUGACGGGUGUACACUAGGUUUCAAUUCAUCAAUUCUCACCGA
This is a messenger RNA of Didymella exigua CBS 183.55, 1269 nucleotides long. RefSeq names its product PR-1-like protein. Bases 300 to 935 code for a protein of 211 amino acids. The transcript is spliced from 3 exons. The record is from RefSeq and is a predicted model, not a curated record. Gene Ontology annotation, cellular component: extracellular region. NCBI's taxonomy places the organism in Eukaryota, Fungi, Ascomycota, Dothideomycetes, Pleosporales, Didymellaceae.